CACGUUUUGCAUGAAGUUACUCAGCAAAGAGAGACCCUCCGUCUCAUUUUGAUGACGUUUACAAUUUCUAUUUACUGAGGAACUGCCACUGGUUUCGGAGAAGCAUUUCUUUAUCAAUAACCCACAUUUCUACCCGUCAAACAGACUGGGAUCUUGGAUGGAGUGUUGAGCCCCAGUGAGAUGACUGACCAGGGCAACAACAACCAGAACAUCUCCUGCAACCCCUUCGCUGCCCUCUUCAGCUCACUGGCUGAUGCCAAGCAGUUUGCAUCAGGCCAGAAACCACAACAACUGUCUGCUGAAGCACCAUGUCAUACUGUAUCUUGUAUCACAGUGGAGGACUCAGGAGAGAGCCAGUCGGAGUCAGAAAACUCUGUGUCAGACAGCGUCGAUGACAAUGACGACUCUGUGGCAGAGAUCAGCCGCUCCUUCCGAUCCCGGCAGGAGCUGUGUGAACAGCUCAAUGUUAAUCACAUGAUCCAGCGGAUAUUUCUCAUCACUCUGGACAACAGUGACCCCAGUCUGAGAGGAGGUAAUGGUAUCCCUCCUCGCUGUGUUUACUUGGAGGAGAUGGCUGCAGAUCUGGAUGGACAGGACUGGCUGGACAUGGACAACAUAGAACAGGCUUUGUUCAACCGUCUGCUGCUGCUAGAGCCAGGAAACCACCUCAUUUACAUGACCUCAUGCAGCGCUGUUAACCUGUCUGCUGACCGUGAUGCUGGAGAGAAGAGUGCCAUCCCUUAUCUUUUUGCUUGCUACCAGAGGGCCAAAGAAGAGGUGACAAAGGUACCAGAGAAGUUACUGUCGUUUGCUGUUCGCUGUAAGAACCUGACCGUGUCUAACACACGGACUGUCCUGCUCACCCCAGAGAUCUACAUUAGCCAGAAUGUCUACGAACAGCUUCUGGACCUGCUGCUGGAAGCCUUCAGAGGAGCACAACCAGAGGAGGUGGUUGAAUUUGUGGAGGAGGUCAUUACUGGCAUACUGUCUGACCAGGAGGUGCGUACCUUCGAGGAGGUGAUAGUACCAGUGUUUGACAUCUUCCAGGGGCGCAUCAAAGACUUGGACCUGUGCCAGCCCCUCCUCUACUCCUACCUAGAUGUUCUGCUCUAUUUCAGCCACAAUAAAGAUAUUGCCAAGGUAUUAGUGGAACACAUUCAGCCCAAAGAUCCAGCUAAUGGUUUACAGUACCAGAAGAGCUUACUUGGAGCAGUUUUGAGUAUCUCCUGCUUAUUAAAAACCCCAGGUGUAGUGGAGGGACAUGGCUACUUCCUGAACCCCUCCCGCUCCAGCGCCCAGGAGACAAAGGUCCAGGAGGCCAACAUCCACCAGUUUAUGGGCCAGUUUCAAGACAAGCUGCACCAGAUCCUGAAAAACUUGCUUCAGCGAUCUGGUGAGACGCGACACUUGUUGCUGUCUUGGUUGGGCAGCUGUCUGCAGGCAAACGCCGGACGGGCCAAGAUAUGGGCGAAUCAGAUGCCAGAGAUCUUCUUCCAGAUGUAUGCCUCGGAUGCGUUUUUCUUAAACUUGGGUGCAGCACUGCUGAAGCUCUGCCAGCCGUUCUGCAAGCCGCGCUCGCCCAAACUGCUGACCUUCAACCCCACCUACUGUGCCCUGAAAGAGCUGAGUGAAGAAGAGAGGCGUAAUCGCAAUGUGCAUGCAACAGGACUUGACAAGGAAACCUGUUUGAUCCCUGUACCCCCUCAGCAGCCGGUGGAGUCCGCUCAGUCCUACAGCCUGCUAACUGAAAACCUCAUCCUCACACAACUCACCCUGCAUCUUGGCUUCCACAGACUCCACGAGCAGAUGGUGAAGAUGAACCAGUCUCUCCACCGGCUCCAGGUGACAUGGCAGGAGGCCCAGCGAACAGGCAACCCGAUGUCAGAGCAGCUCCUUGAGCAGUUUGAGCGUCUGAUGAUUGUUUAUCUGUCAACCAAAGCUGCCACCACGCAGCCUGCCAUGCUGCAAUGCUGCCUUAACCUCCAAGCUUCCACCGGUGCCCUUCUGGUCCAGCUUGGUAUGGGGAACCAGGGGCCUGAGCAUGUAGCACUCAGUUUUCCCCUGCCCUCCCUACAGAAUACUAUGCUGUGCUAUGUACCAGAGUUUUUUGCAGAAAACUUGGGAGAUUUUUUCAUCUUCCUGCGUCGAUUUGCUGACGAUGUCUUGGAGACUUCUGCAGAAAGUCUGGAGCAGAUUCUUAACUUCAUCACUGUCUUCAUGGGAAACGUAGAGAGGAUGAAGAACCCUCAUUUAAGAGCAAAGCUCGCAGAGGUCUUAGAGGCAGUGAUGCCGCACAUGGAACCGGUGGCACCCGGUGCUGUUCAGCCAAUCGUGUUCCAGAGAGAGAGAGUCUUCUGCUCCUACAGACACGCACCUCAGCUAGCAGAGGCCCUCAUCACUGUGUUUGUAGACAUCGAAUUCACAGGUGAUCCACAUCAGUUUGAACAGAAGUUUAACUACAGAAGACCCAUGUAUCCCAUCCUCAAGUACAUGUGGGGCAAAGAGAACUAUAGAGAGAGUAUCAAGCAUUUGGCGCACUAUGCAUCUGAGAACCUGGAGGCCAUGAACCCCCCUCUGUUCCUCAGGUUCCUCAACUUACUGAUGAACGAUGCCAUCUUCCUACUGGAUGAGGCUAUUCAGUACCUGAGUAAAAUCAAGGUUCUGCAGCUGGAGCGGGAUCGAGGGGAGUGGGAAGGCCUGGCCCCCGAUGCUCGAAGAGAGAAGGAGUCCAGCCUGCAGAUGUUAGGACAGCUGGGACGAUUCCACAACAUCAUGUCUAAUGAGACCAUCGGCACACUGGCGUUCCUCACAUCAGAGAUCAAGGGGAUCUUUGUGCACCCCUUCUUGGCUGAGAGGAUCAUCUCCAUGCUGAACUACUUCCUGCAGCACUUGGUCGGUCCUAAGAUGGGUGCCCUUAAAGUCAAGGACUUCAGUGAAUUUGACUUCAAGCCCCAGCAGCUUGUUUCUGACAUCUGCACCAUCUACCUGAAUCUGGGUGACGAGGAGAAUUUCUGUGCUACAGUCCCAAAGGAUGAACGAUCGUACUCUCCUACCCUCUUCUCCCAAACAGUUCGGGUACUGAAGAAGAUAAACAAGCCAGGGGACAUGAUUGUGGCUUUUGGACUCCUCGCUGACAAAAUAAAGUCCAAUGCAGACAGACAGCAGCAGGAAGAGGAGACAUAUUCAGAUGCCCCAGAUGAGUUCCUGGAUCCCAUCAUGUCCACUCUGAUGCUGGAUCCCGUUCUUCUGCCUUCCUCCAAUGUCACAGUCAACCGCUCAACUAUAGCAAGGCAUCUCCUCAGCGACCAGACAGACCCUUUCAACCGCAGUCCACUUACCAUGGACCAGAUCAGGCCAAACGAGGAGCUCAGACAGCAGAUCUUGCAGUGGCUGGAAAAGCAUAAGCAGGAGAGGCUGCAGCUGGGACCCAGUGGCUAGCUGUGAUCCCUCACUGUGAUUCAAAAGAAAAAAGAGAAGACGGCAUCCUAGUUUUUCUUUCCUGGCUCACAUCUCACGUGCUCCUCUGCUUCUUGGCUAAUCCAUGGUGUGCUUGCCUCUGUGGAUUUGCUCCGACUCCUCUGGUCCAACUAACAUUGCAUUUGCCUUUACACGCAGCCUUCACGCACAGUGGAUUCUCUUUGUGACAACAGUCCAGGCAAACUGUAGCCCACCGGCUGGUGACAACUUCAAGAACCAUGCACAGUAGCUGUUUGACUCCCAUGAUGCCCUGUGGUAACAGCAGUAGGAUGAUUCAACCUCUGGUUCCUCUCUCCCUGAAUACUGUGUAUUAAUUAGUAUAACUAUCAGAACUGUGGCCAGAAGAAGCAUCAGUUUCAACAGGACUUGUUGAAUGUACUGAAUGAACUCCUGACUGGCUAUAACCAGAUUUUAUACUGCAAAGUAAGGUCAUUUUUGGGAACUUUUAAGGCAGAACAUGGAUGGGAUUGUUUUUGAUUUGAGAUUGCGUUCACCUCCAUGAAGAAUACAUUUUGCACUGCCUUCAAAAGAUCAUGAACACCCUAUAUUUGAGCCUUUUUGGUUAAAUGUCAUGCAGCAUUGUAAAUAAAACAAUUACAAGUAAGACAGAGGUAAUACUGAAUUUUAAAUGUGAGACUUUGUUUUAGAGGAAAUAAUCUACAUUAACCUAUAGAAUAAGACAUGUGUAAUACAAAACCAUACUGUGAAAUCUGUGCUUUAACAUGAAUAGAUAAGCUUUAAAGAACUCGUUAGGAUCGAGAGCUUGCUGAUUGACAGGUUGUUUCAGUUACUCUACAAUAAUUACACUGGUUUAAAGGAACUUCUAAGGUGUAAAACAUAAAUGGCUACACACAGAAAUUACAUUAAGUCUACCUAAAAGUGACAAAAUGUAUAAUAAAAUUGAUUGUUGAGUGUGGCCUUGGUACACACUGUUGGUUGGUCUGGAAAUGCAGCUGCUCUCAGUGCUUAAAAAAUAAAUUGUCAGCUGUGUGACGGCAUCAGGAUCAUCUCUAGAAGCAAUUUUACUCACAGUUUGUCUUGUUUGUAAAUUUAAAAUUCAAGUUUCCCUCAGAGCAACCGAAGAUAUUGUACAACUGUUUUCACCGGCCGAGUUGUACUCCUUUUUGAUAAGUGAGUUGAUUCUUGUGUAAAAUCUCUUAAGUGUUCCUUUGAGACACUAAGCAGUGGUCAUGAGCACAAGCAACAAAGAGGCAAGCAGAUACUAUAAAAACACUGCUUGGUGGCUGUUUUUCCGAAAUGUUACCAAAAUUCAUCUUACCUAUCCAACAAAAUCAGACUGAAUACAUCUGAAGGAAAGAAUAAGCCAUGCAGUUGCAGGUCCAUGCGUCAUGAUAUAUUUUAAAUGGACAGUUUAGACGGUGAUUUGAUUAUCCAAACAUUUUUUGAUUUGUCUGAUAACUCUUUGGCUGAAUAGCUUCUCAGGUGGAUAACUUGUAGGCCUUUACAAUAAACCUAAUGUCUUGAGAUUGAACCAAAGAAAGCCAAAAUAUAAGGUGUUCAUUCAUUUUUGACUGGCGGUGUGUAUAAUAGUCAUUGUCAUCAAAUUAACAUUCACCAGAUUAGAUGAUGUAUCCCGACCUAGCAUUUUAUGUUGUGUGAAUUAACCUGUGGGCAAGCAGUUGAUCAAUAGAAUCGGUGCCUAACAACCAAGAGCCUUGCAGUACAUGUCAGCGAGUGAAGAUCUGACUUGUUUCAUACUCUUAAGAGACACAAUUAUGAGUUUGUUUCUUUAGGGUGGGUAGGGAACUGUGUGUAGAGUAUAAAAGAAUGAAGAUCAGAUACAGAUGAACCGUUUCUUCAGUAGAUUUUUGAAUUAAACGAGUUUUAAUUCAAAAUCAAGUGUGGUUGUACAAAAAUGACAAACUGUGAGGAAGAUAAUGAAUUAGUUGGCAUGCCCUCAUACUGUAUGUUCACUAUCUACCACCUGAAUGAUUAUAUGGGUUAAAUUAUAAUUCAACAUUUUGUUUUAAUUGUGAUUAUAAAAUGUUUAUUUUGGAUGUACAGUAUGAUUAUGAAAUAAAAAAUAAUGUGCAUUAUA
Acanthopagrus latus (yellowfin seabream) is the source of this 5536-nucleotide messenger RNA. It is a transcript of the gene ube4a, whose product is annotated as ubiquitination factor E4A (UFD2 homolog, yeast). Gene Ontology annotation, molecular function: ubiquitin-ubiquitin ligase activity. NCBI's taxonomy places the organism in Eukaryota, Metazoa, Chordata, Actinopteri, Spariformes, Sparidae. The coding region runs from base 181 to 3438 and encodes 1085 amino acids. The record is from RefSeq and is a predicted model, not a curated record. Gene Ontology annotation, biological process: protein polyubiquitination. Gene Ontology annotation, cellular component: cytoplasm; nucleus; ubiquitin ligase complex. The transcript is spliced from 20 exons.